UCUCCAGUCGCGUCCCCCAAACCGUCCCCCAAAGGGAUUUGGGGCGCGCCGGACAAAAAAAGCGUUCCAGCCGCGUCCCCCAAAGCCCAUUUUUGUCCGGCGCGGCCCCAUACGGUGUCCGGCGCCCCGAGCCCGUCCCCGUCCCACAGGGGACGCUCCGGGGACGCCGGACACAACGAAAAGCGAGGCGAGGAGGCGCGGGGCCGACGCGUCAGCGGCACAGGGAAAAAUCGUCUCACACUCCCGCCAAAUCCCGCCGCUCCCGCCAAAUCGCGCCUAUACCGCCGCGCACAGGCCUCCCAAAACACAUCCCGCCGCCGAUUCAUUUCUCCUAUCCCGCCGAUUUCUUUCUCCCUCCCGCCGUCCACCCGCCGCCGCUACCCUCUCCCCAUUCCAUGGCGCCGCCGACAGCCCCCAAAAAGAUGGCGAAGAAAGCGGCCAAGAAGCCGCCGGGCAAUGCGACGAUAGGGGCGAAAGCGCCGUUCGCGAAGCCGCGGAAGGCGCCGGCUGCGAAGAAGAAGCCUGAAGGAAUGACCGACGAUGAAUGGCAGCAAGAUUGCCUGCGCCGGAAGCUAUCGACGGCGGAGCGGAAAGGACGGAGGGCGGUGGAGCGGGAGAAGAAGGCUCAGGCGGCGCGCCAGCACCAGCACGUAAUGGCCGGGUGUAUCGCCGCCACCAACGCGAGCCCAUGGAGUACGUCCAUGCCGGUGUACGUUCCCGGAGUGAUCUCUCCGUUGCAAGCCGCCUUCUACAACGACGGCCCCUCCGCCACUCCCGGGUGCGUGACGCCUAACUUGUCGCCGCACUACCAGGAUGCGCUGCCGCACGGCGGCUUCAACCCGAACAACCUCUACUCCCCGGCGUACGAGCAGCGCGAGCCAGGCCCCGGUCCGGACGGCGACCCUUUCACCGGCCGCAGGGGUCCGCUCGAAUACGACGGCGCCGGUGCUGAGGAGGACGACGGGGUUGAGGAGGACGACGAGGAAGAGGAGGGGGUGGAGGACGACGAGGAGGACGACGAUGAGGACGAAGAGGGCGGCGACGAAGAGGACGACGAGGGUGCCGGUGACGAUGAUCUCGUGGAGGUAGACGCGGACGGCGUGAGGACGAAGAAGAAGAAGAAGAAGGCGUCGGGCACACGAGGCCCGAAGUGGACGCCUCUGGAAGAUCUUUGCCUCUGCGAGUCGUGGGCGACGGUGAGCCAUGACUCCAUCAUCGGCGCCAACCAAAAAGGCGGGAAGUAUUGGGCGAGGAUCAAGACCGAGUUCGAUGAGCGCAAGCUCAUCAACAGCGACUACCAGAAAGUGACAAUGAAGAGGAGCCAAAAGGCAAUGUCGACGCGAUGGGCCAUCAUCCAGGCGUCGGUGAACUCCUUCCAUGGGUACCAUCAGGACUUAGAGACCAGAGGCGACAGCGGCGCCGACGUCGCCCAACUGUUUGAUCGGGCCAUGGAAAUGUACGCCAAGAACUCGGAAGGUCACAAGCCGUUCGCGCUGAUGCAUUGCUAUGGCAAGCUCAAAGUGAAUGAGAAAUGGCGGCUGACGCGCCCUGUCGCUGUCCAAGGGGAAGGACGCCAUUGA
This is a messenger RNA of Lolium perenne, 1580 nucleotides long. RefSeq lists its product as uncharacterized. NCBI's taxonomy places the organism in Eukaryota, Viridiplantae, Streptophyta, Magnoliopsida, Poales, Poaceae. The record is from RefSeq and is a predicted model, not a curated record.